CUAGCGAACGAAGGGCACGAUCGUUUCAUCGUCUGUGGCGAGCUCUCGUAUGUUAUAGUGGCGUGAUUUUGUAUUUAUUUCUGAAUGCAUUAUGGCACUGCUCGUGACGGGGAGGUGUAGCAGAAAGGUUGCUACUGCUCUGUUACAUAGGAUGUACUGCAACGGUACUACUAAUACGUUAAAUGAAGUCGUUAUAGCGUCUUUUGCUAGGACGCCAAUCGGUUCAUUCAGAAGUGCCUUUGUCUCGGUGCCGGCGACGAGGCUUGGUUCCGUAGCAAUCAAAGGGGCGAUCGAGAGAGCAGGAAUCAAGAGUGAAGAUGUUCAGGAAGUCUUCAUGGGCAAUGUGAUCUCAGCUGGCGCCGGACAGGCACCGGCAAGGCAAGCAGCUUUGGGAGCAGGUCUCUCUCAGUCCACGCCAUGCACCACAGUUAACAAAGUCUGUGCAUCCGGUAUGAAGGCAAUAAUGCUGGCAGCCCAGAGCCUCAUGUGUGGAUCCCAGGAGAUAAUGGUUGCUGGUGGCAUGGAGAGCAUGUCUAAUGUUCCUUACUACUUGCACAGAGGGGAAACACCGUAUGGAGGGGUGCACCUUCAGGAUGGCAUAGUGUUUGAUGGCCUGACGGACGCAUACGACAAGAUUCACAUGGGAGCAUGUGCUGAGCAAACUGCGAAAAAGUAUGAGGUGGCGCGGCAAGAUCAAGACAACUUCGCCAUUGAUAGCUACAAGAGGAGCGCAGAGGCUGCAAAGGAAGGAAUCUUUGCCAAGGAAAUAGUGCCAGUGACAAUCCAGGGCAAGCGGGGCAAGCCAGAUGUUGUUGUAGCCGAAGACGAAGAGUACAAGCGAGCCAAUUUUGAAAAGUUCGGCACUGUGCCAACGGUCUUCCUCAAGGAUGGUGGCACCAUCACUGCCGCGAAUGCAAGCACGCUGAAUGAUGGAGCUGCCGCCUGCGUCUUGAUGACUCGUCAGGCAGCUGACCGGCUUGGAGUGAAGCCCAUUGCACGAAUUGUUGGAUUCGGUGACGCAGCUGUGGAGCCAGUGCACUUUUCCAUUGCACCUGCGUAUGCCAUGCCAAAGGUUCUGAAGGCAGCUGGCGUGAAAAUCGAAGAUGUCUCCAUGUUUGAAAUCAAUGAAGCAUUCAGUUCAGUCGUGCUGUGCAACAUGAAGCACCUCAAGUUGGACCAUUCCAAGGUGAACAUUCAUGGUGGAGCAGUGAGCCUGGGACACCCAAUUGGGAUGUCUGGUGCUCGGAUAACUGGCCGCAUGGCAAUGCAUCUGCAGCCUGGACAGUAUGGUCUGGCUGGCAUCUGCAACGGUGGCGGUGGUGCUUCUGCGAUUCUCAUUCAGAAGCUGUAAGUCUGCCUCUGCGUGAGGGCAGAUGUAUCCACUGUAAUUCGAAGAGAACCUAUGUGCCAUUGUGGGACCUCCUGCCGGCAGAGAUCUGGACCAUACCUUUUUAUAACGACGAUGUUUAGUAUAUGUAUCAUUGUAAUUGUGUUCUGUACAACUAAAGCUUCGGAAUUAUAGGCACGCUAAUAUAUUGUUGUUCUGUAAAGAUUUUAUUGGAAGAAAUAAAUGCAUAGCACUUUCUUUGCA
Messenger RNA from Rhipicephalus sanguineus (brown dog tick), 1591 nucleotides. Its product is annotated as acetyl-CoA acetyltransferase A, mitochondrial. Gene Ontology annotation, biological process: fatty acid beta-oxidation. Lineage: Eukaryota; Metazoa; Arthropoda; Arachnida; Ixodida; Ixodidae. The coding region runs from base 92 to 1351 and encodes 419 amino acids. The transcript is spliced from 13 exons. The record is from RefSeq and is a predicted model, not a curated record. Gene Ontology annotation, molecular function: acetyl-CoA C-acetyltransferase activity.